Punica granatum (pomegranate) is the source of this 728-nucleotide messenger RNA. Lineage: Eukaryota; Viridiplantae; Streptophyta; Magnoliopsida; Myrtales; Lythraceae. The record is from RefSeq and is a predicted model, not a curated record.
CUCCCAUAGCCACAAAACCGGAGAACAUUUCACUCCCAAUAUCACCAGGGGCUUAUAGAGGGAAGAACUGGAAGAGCUGAGCUGAGCCGAGCCAUGGCGUCCACAACACUCGUCCCAUCUUUCUCACUCAGACAAGCGAGCUACGCGGCGCCCGCGGCCCAUGCCGCCGUCAGACCAGUGCCAGUUAUGCGCUCCGCCGCAGUCCCCACCCGGAGGCAGCUAGCUGUCUUGCUCCCGGCUACCGCGGCCGCAUUGGUGUUGAGGGACCGGCCUGCCCGGGCGGAGGACAUCGGGCUAUUCGGGUUCAGGAAGAAGCUGAGAGGAGCUGAGCAGGAGGCGGAGGAGAUCGUGAGGGAAGGCUUCGAGGCCGCCGAGAAGGGGCUCGAGACGGCUGAGAAGGGCAUCGUCGCGGCGGAGCGUGGCAUCAAGGCGGCCGAGAGGGGGAUAGAGGAGGCAGAGAAGGAGGUCGAGACGGCGGUGAGCUUCGGAGCUCUAUCGCAGGCAGCUGCAGUGGCGGGGGCGGAGGUGGUGGGUGUCGUGGUGGCGACGGCGGUGGUGAACGGGAUUUUGGGGCCGGAGGGUCAGAGAACUUGAAGUUUGACUUGUGCAUGAUAAUUUUUGCAUCAUUUUGUAAUCAGUCAGUAUCCACUUUGAUGUGCGUGUUGUAUUCUAUCGUGUGAAUUAUUAAGAACAAAUAAUAGCACAUGUCACGGUUUUUUUUUUUAAAA